GGCUCACUCUGGAGACCCAUCAGCUCUCCUAUGGUCAGCUUCAAGAUCAAAGCCGAGCUGUAUCAGAAUCUCUACAUGGCACCCAGAAGUCAGGAAUUCUUACAUACUGCCGGGGUGAAUUGAGCCAGGAAGCCCUGAGCUUGGCUGUGGACUCCAUGAGACUUUAUCUGCCCUAAUCACCAUUGCUCCCCCACUCUGAACCUGAUGCCUGGCCCCGGAGGUAUCAGAGCCCACUCCACCCCUGUGGGACGGUGACGGGAGGCCACCCAGUGAGCAUCGGGAAGAUGAGCGCCUGCGGGAGGAAGGCCCUGACCCUGCUGAGCAGCGUCUUUGCCGUCUGUGGCCUGGGCCUUCUGGGCAUCGCGGUCAGCACGGACUACUGGCUGUACCUGGAGGAGGGUGUGGUGCUGCCCCAGAACCAGAGCACUGAGGUCAAGAUGUCCCUGCACUCUGGCCUCUGGCGGGUCUGCUUCCUUGCAGGUGAGGAGCGAGGACGCUGCUUCACCAUAGAAUAUGUGAUGCCCAUGAACUCCCAGAUGACGUCCGAGUCUACAGUCAAUGUCCUGAAAAUGAUUCGCUCGGCCACCCCAUUCCCCCUGGUCAGCCUCUUCUUCAUGUUCAUCGGGUUUAUCCUGAGCAACAUUGGACAUAUUCGUCCCCACCGGACCAUACUAGCCUUUGUCUCUGGCAUCUUCUUUAUCCUCUCCGGUCUCUCUCUUGUGGUGGGCCUGGUGCUGUACAUCUCCAGCAUCAACGAUGAGAUGCUCAACAGGACCAAGGAUGCGGAGAGCUACUUCAACUACAAAUACGGAUGGUCCUUCGCCUUUGCCGCCAUCUCCUUCCUUUUAACAGAGAGCGCUGGGGUGAUGUCCGUCUACCUGUUCAUGAAGAGAUACACCGCCGAGGACCUGUACAGGCCUCACCCCGGCUUCUACCGUCCACGGCUGAGCAACUGUUCCGAUUACUCCGGCCAGUUCCUGCACCCAGACGCCUGGAUCCGGGGCCGCAGCCCCUCAGACAUCUCCAGUGAUGCCUCCCUACAGAUGAAUAGCAACUACCCAGCUUUGCUCAAAUGCCCAGAUUAUGAUCAGAUGUCUUCUUCUCCCUGCUGAAAGUCCUGGCCACCUCCCCUGUCUGGACUGUGGACAGCUUAACAGCCUUUCCCUUUACCUCUGAGCCCACGCCCAGACCAAUCCCUGCUUAGCCAUCCUUACUUGGCCACUUCCUCUCCCGGCUUCCUGAAUAACUCAUGCUUGAGUGAGCUAGCACCUUGAAUCAGGCCCAUGCUGAUUGGCCGAAAGCCUAGGUGAAGCUCCACCUCUCGAGUGUCAGUCACAGCCACGGGCUCCCGGGAAGCCAGACUGACACCCGCGAUCUUGUUGGUUAUUGUUCCCUCACUGCCACCUUCCUGGUCCCAGCCAAGGCCAGGUGGGAGUUGCCAGGUUCCUGACACAGACAGAGCCAGACUUGAGUUCUUGCCAACUGGCCUAUGAUCAGUCCGUGACCUGGGCUGUCGGGCCAAAAGGUGACUCUGGUCCUGAGUCUGGCAGGCUCAGAAACAUCAGCAGACAGUUCUUUCUGCAAAGCUGUAUCACGUCAUGUCCCCUGUCUCCCUCCGGGAAGCACACCUGUUUGUGUGACACAACCCCUACAGCCUCUGGACCCUUGCAUCUCUCGUCCUUCCAGAACUCAGAUGCCCUGACCAGGGGCUAAGGGAGAGUCUGCUGCCCUUGAUGAAGCCACAGAGAGAUGUUAAUGGCUGGCGAUGUCUUAAUCCACACAGCCCCUUGGUAACACAUUGGACAGGGGCCUUUGAUGCCUUAACCCAAAGAAGUGACUCUGACAUUGAAAUCUUGAGAAUUUGGGUGGUUUGAGUUCAGAGCUCCAGGCACUGUGUCUGCUUACAAGGGCCAUAUACAUCCUGUCCAAGGCGCAAACAAUCUAAUCAUCAGAUGUGGCUAAAACCACCCAAGGUGGUUUUGGACCAGACUUGGGGAAAACGUCAUACAUUCUGAGUCACAACAAGCCAGAUUCCAAACGAUGGAGCUGCCCUGCCAGGGACGCCUGUGAACAUUUAGGGGUUGCCAAGCUCAGUCUAAUAGGAGAGAGCAUUUGCUUCCUGUCUACAUGACGUAUGUGGGCAAAUCAGAUAUUUUCUGGAGACCAGGUAGUGUUACACCCAUUUUCCUGGUCACAAACCUGAGCCGGGAGGCUGGAAGCCACUUUCAGGAAGUCUGUAGGAGGAAAAUGGGAGAGGGGGGUACAAGCAGUGACCCCCCCCCACACACGCACACGCACAGUUCUCCAGGUAUCCACUCAGCUUGUCCAUCAUUCAUUUUGAGAUUUUUUUUUUUGAAGGGUAAAUCACUGUUGUGCUCUUUGCUGUGUAUUUUUGCUGUGCCCGUUUUUGCCUCGCUCUCUCUCUUUAAGACGCCAUUAGGUCCUGGGUACACAAAGCCACAGUGGGAAACCCGCGGGUUCUGGCAAGUGGUUCAGGAAACUGCGCAGCUGGUGCCCAAAGGCGCUGAUUUAGUCAGCUUGAGCUGUCGUGAACCACCACAGACCGGGUGGAUCAAAGAAUGGAGAUGUUCGUUCUCCAAGUUCCGGAGGCCGGAAGUCCCAGAUCAAGCCAUCAGCCAGACUGGUCUCUGAGGCGUCUCCCUCUGGCUGUGGGCUCAUGUAGUCCUUAUACCCAUGUGCCCCUAAAAUUUCUUGAUAUGCCCAAAUUUCCUCUUAAGAGGAUAUUAAUUAAAUUGAACGGGGGGGGGCGGGGGAACACUCAAAUGAAUUUGAUGAUUCAUUGUAAUUGAAUUUCCUGUUUAAAGUACUUGUGUCCAAAUGUAGUAGUAUUCUGAGGGAUUGGAGAUUAGGGGGCUCAGGGCACAAACUGGGGAGAGGGCGCAUGUGACUUGUAGCUGGACUAUUCUUGCUUCACAGCUAGAAGAGAAAGAGAAGCUAGCUUUCUGUCCCCAGUCAGCCACGCACUCACUCUCCAAGGGUCCUUGGGCAACCCCUUCUGGCCUGUGACACGGUAGACAUCACUUCCAAGCCCACCGCUCACUCGCACAUCCACAGCUCUAGUGACUGGCAGUUCUCGCAUGCCAAUUUCCACACCUGCCUGCAAACCAAGAGCAACUGGCAGGGCCCAGCUCCUCACGCCCCCCGCGCAGCGCAGUGAGCCCCGGUCUCUUUGGUUACUCACUCCCAGAGUGUUCAACCUGCUGCCCAUGGGUCUCAAGGGACCACAUACACCCAAGAAUACCUAUGAAGGGGCUCCCACACGAAAUUACAAACUUACUAUGAGAAUUUUCUGCAUUUUUUUUUGUAGUUCAAUCACACAGUUCAUGACCUUGAACUUUGUAGGUGAUAAAGUCAUAUCACAAUUGCAGUGUCGAAAGGUUAGACAUGCUUGGGACAGAAUACCUAAGCCACAGGUGUCCCCAAGAAUGUGUUUGGACAUGACUCAGUGGCUUUUCCAAGCUGGACAAUUGUGUAGAUGUGCUUGACUGUAAUGUUUGUCAGUGUAACUAACACCUAUGAUGAUGCA
Messenger RNA from Jaculus jaculus (lesser Egyptian jerboa), 3547 nucleotides. It is a transcript of the gene Cacng5, whose product is annotated as calcium voltage-gated channel auxiliary subunit gamma 5. The record is from RefSeq and is a predicted model, not a curated record. Gene Ontology annotation, biological process: calcium ion transport; neurotransmitter receptor internalization; postsynaptic neurotransmitter receptor diffusion trapping. Lineage: Eukaryota; Metazoa; Chordata; Mammalia; Rodentia; Dipodidae. The transcript has 7 exons. Gene Ontology annotation, molecular function: channel regulator activity; voltage-gated calcium channel activity. Gene Ontology annotation, cellular component: AMPA glutamate receptor complex; postsynaptic density membrane. Bases 285 to 1112 code for a protein of 275 amino acids.